Messenger RNA from Amoebophrya sp. A25, 383 nucleotides. The record is from the annotation of a GenBank genome assembly. Lineage: Eukaryota; Dinophyceae; Syndiniales; Amoebophryaceae.
GUGAUGUGGUAGUUGUAAUCAGUGCGGAGGAGAGGGAGGACGAAACUUACAGAACGAAGGUGCACAAGAAAAAGCCGGAGAAGGAAAUCAAGCACGAAGCGGCAUGGAGCUGGCAAGCAAUCUUCAAUUUAGCCUACCAGAAAGAACACGGUAGUUGGUACGAAGGGCGUGGCAUCUUCAAUUCUUCGCAAAUCAGGAACGCGGCUUUCCAGGCCCUAGCUGAUAACAUUUUCUGAGCUGAACCAAAGUGAGAGGAAGCAAGAUGAACAUGAAAGAGAGCUUCUGUUUGAAGCGGUGUGCGCGACUUUUUUUGGCGCGGCCGAGGCACGACGGCACUGGCGGGGAGAACAUUCUACGGAAGAGGAGAUGACGGAUCAUGCACC